AUGUCGAGAUCCAUACUGAAGAAAAUAUACAGAAGAAAUGUCCAGCUUGAAAAAGAGCUGGAGGUUGCCAAGUCCAACACUUCGGAAGGUAUGAGGUCCGCAAUUAGACCAGAAGUCUCAACGUGCACUGGCUACAUCGAAAGUAGCCAUAACGAUGGAUCGAGUGAAUCGCGUACUGGAGGAAACUCAGAUGAAGGGGACAAGUCUCUCGACACUUCUGCCCAGAUGGCGAACGGCAGUCUGGAGCGACUGCAAGCAGCACUUGAUGCGUCAAGGAGAAGGGGUGCUCUGUUGGAGGCCAACAUCAUCACCAUGACGGAGAAGUACCAAAAAGGGCACCAGCUGAAAACUCUCAGAGAAACAGAGGAAAAGGCUGCACUGUAUCGGCACAUGUACGAAAGGGCGAAGAAGCAGCUAACGGACAUUCUGAACCGGCGCGUCGACGCCUUCAGGCGCUCCCAGGCGGGAAGCAAGGACGUCAAGAUGCUCGUGGCUCAACUGAAGCAGCGCCUUAGACAGGAAAUGGAGGAGCGCGACGCGGAGUCCGCCAUACACAGCACGCAGCUGUACGACCUGGAGAAGGAAAUAUCAGACCUUACGGUGGACCGCAGUAUGCUGCAGACCAGGGUGGGGGAACUGCAAGAAGAGCUUCGGCGGCGCGGGCGUCUGGAUGGAGACAUCGAAGCGUGCGUGCGUGAUAUGGUAGACAGGUUGAAAGCCUUGGAGAGAGAGAAUAAGGUGCUGAAGGCGCAGGGAGAAUGA
Ostreobium quekettii is the source of this 762-nucleotide messenger RNA. The record is from the annotation of a GenBank genome assembly. NCBI's taxonomy places the organism in Eukaryota, Viridiplantae, Chlorophyta, Ulvophyceae, Bryopsidales, Ostreobiaceae.